This is a messenger RNA of Calypte anna (Anna's hummingbird), 1871 nucleotides long. RefSeq names its product solute carrier family 7 member 6 opposite strand (gene SLC7A6OS). Lineage: Eukaryota; Metazoa; Chordata; Aves; Apodiformes; Trochilidae. Gene Ontology annotation, biological process: developmental process. The record is from RefSeq and is a predicted model, not a curated record. Bases 45 to 1034 code for a protein of 329 amino acids. The transcript has 5 exons.
GGGCGGGAGGAUCCGGCGGCUCUGCCCGCUGCGUGUCGGGCGCCAUGGAGCCGGCGGCCGUGCUGCGCGUCAAGCGGAAACGCGGCGGGACGGAGCCGGCCGAGGCGCUGCUCCUGGCCUGCAAGCGGCUGCGCACCGAGUGCGGCGGCGCCCAUUUGGUGGAGAAGAACCUCUUCAAGCUCGUAGCGACUGUGUCCUCCAAGAAUGAACCAGUUCAGAAGUAUGUUCAGGGAGUGAUCACUCGAGACAAAGCAGCUCAAAUUCUGCGACCCUCUUUAGGAAGCACUCAGCGAAUCCUUCGGGAACUCCGCUCUUCCAAGGAAGUGGCAAGGAAGGAAAACCGGUACCGUGUGAUCGCCAGCCAUCGGCCUCACUGUGCUGAAACAGCUGAACCCCUCAUCAAUGCUGAGGCAUCAGCUGAUGGUGACAGAUCGGACUCUGAAGCCACUGAAGAUGCUUCGCAAACGGAGAGCGGUGCUGGGGAUAAGAGUUCAGACUGCUUUGGAAAAUUCCAGUUAUUUGAUAUUGUACAAGAAGAGGAGGUGGUGGGAGACUCCAGUGUAACUGCUGCAAAGCCACAGAAGACUGAUCCAGAUGUGAUUCUUUGCAAUGCAGUAGAGAUGAUCCGUGAGCGUUUAAAUGUUUCUGAAGAUGAUAAAAAAGUAGAACACUGUGAGAAAGAAAAUGAGUAUGUUUAUGACAUCUACUGCAUGGAAACAUCAGUCCCUGGGUGGAUCCAAAAUAUCCUUACUGUACAGCCCUAUACAGAAGAUUAUGAACUGGUAGGUGAUGAUCAUGUUCCAGGGGAAGUAUAUGAAGAUGAAGAUGAUGAAAAUGAUGAAAAUAACUGGCGAAAUGAUUAUCCUGAUGAAGAUGAAUUCUUGCCUGAAGAAGAUGGUGAUGGAGAAAGAGAGUCUGAAGAGAGCUUCAGUGAUGAGGAGCAAUGUUACAGAAGAAGAACUUGGAACAAAUACCAACAGGAGGUUCUACGGGAAUUUGGAUAUGAUGAAAUCCAGGAUUUGGAUUCUGACUAACAGCCUUUUUCUGAAGAUGAUAUUCUACUGUUGCAGGAGAUCUGAAUCAACAUCCACUGAUGGCUAUUUGUAAGAACAGUGAAUUAAGAAAAAAAAAAGCAACAAAACAACACAAAAAAACCAAACCAUGGAAAACUCUUUCAGUAAAAGUUGUGCUCAUUGCGACAGUAGGAAACCAGUCUUUAUUGGGGUGAGGUCUAAGCUAAAUUCUUGCCUCUGUGGCCCUGUGGAAUUAUUGGUGACUAGAAUGGCUCACCCUCAUGCCUUCUGACUAGGCUUGAAUGUUAGAUACUAGACUGGGAUUCCAGGAACCACUAAAACCUUUUACUAACUUGAGCAGCUGACUUCAGCUGGCAGCUGUUAAAUAGAUGAGUGAAUAUGCAGUUCAACAACACAAACUUUCAUUCCAAGCAAAAGAUAUUAAAUGCUGUAAAGACACCUUUUCUGCCCAGUCUGUGAUGCUGAAGUUCUGAAGGAACUUUUAAAAAAUUAUUAUUGCUAAAGCUGCAUGCCCAAGUGUUUGUACCUGUACCAAUGAUACCUUCAUGUUAUAUAUGGAGGUACUGUUGGCAGCAGCCCUUCCUGUCAUGACUGGUGUAUCACAUCUCAGAAGAUCAAUAUGCCUGUUGUGGUAGCAACUGAAGGUCCUGGAAAAAGAUACUCUCUCCUAGUGCUUUCUACUGUAUUUGUUCCUAGGUUUCAGGUUGCCUUCUUUAGAAGUGUUUGAGCAUAUGAAAUGCCUUGAUCUGUUGUUGCUGGAGAUCUCACCAGUAAUUGUAAUAUUGGAGUAGAACAGUAUAUAUGCUUUACAUUGUAAAUAAAGAAUUUUAAACUAAA